CUAAUUUAUGCAAAGGCCCAUUUAAAUCAACCGCCAAGUCGCAAGCAUAAAGGAGCCGUUCCAGGGGUGUUUAGUUACUACUGUUGUGUUCUCUAACGUUAUCAACUCUUUAUACAACUUUACAAAUUUUACUCGUUACCUCUAUUUAACUACUUCAAGGCGAGAAUGUCUCGCUCCUUGAAUUCCUUCUCUGUCAGCGAUGACAAACCCAUGCAUCCAUCAAGUGACUUCGAUGCCCCAUCAACCUUUUUCAACGAUGCAUCACAAACCCCAGAAACCACCUUCCUAUCACCACAGUCUGAAGUGCCAGAGUCUUUCUUAAAUCUAGGGAACCAUUCAAGGCCCGGAAUUUCCCCGGUGCCAGAAACAGUUGAUGGCGAGCAAGUUCUAUUGAAUAGUAACAAUGAGGUCAUGAGAGAUGAAGUAACGACAGCCCCACUGCUUUGCCUUGAUCCGUCCACUGGUCUUCAUGUUCUCGUCCAUAACCUAUGUCAGACUAUACAGCAACCUCCAGAACCCCAGGUUGAUGUUGCACAUGAGCAGUUUGUUGUUGUGUGGGCAUUGCAGUCAGAGGAUGAGCCCAUGGUACUUGAAAAGUCUUUGGAGAAUACUGAAACAAAAACAUCCUCCCUUAGUGAGCCUGCUGGCAUUGGUACUAUUUUAAGUUCUCCCGUUAUGUCACUGGAAACUAGCGCAGUGAGAAGUGAGUCUGUAGUUCAGCGAAUAUUUUCUUCUUCAAUUGAACCUUCACUGGAUGUAGGGAUUGAGAUUCCCACAUCCAAAAACUUUGAUGACAAUCAUGGUUCAUGCAAAGACAGUUCAUCACAUAUCAAUAUGCAGGAGCCUACUACUUCUGUUGUUGAAGAAAAAAUCCAGCAGAAAAACACCUCUGUGAUUGAUUGCCCUAAUGCCUCAAUGCUGACUCUGCAAGUUGCUGAACACGGAAAAUCCAGUACUUCUACACCAGAGCUUCAACAGGAUAUCCUCUUAGAGACAGUCCCACAUAUCAGUUUGGAGGAAAUUAUUGAAAAAUUCACUUGUGAAAGUAAUCAUGCAUUACAUGUAUUAGAAAAUGAAAAAACAGAAAGUGUUAUUAGUGUAAAGAAAGAAGCACCUACUGAAACCAUAAGAAAAGAACCUUUAACCCUUCAAGAUAAUUCUGUGUCAUCACAAGGCAUGUGUAAUGUUAUGGUAGAUGAAAGGUCUAAUCUACGUUCCAAAUCUAAUGUAACUGUGAAAUUAAAGACAUCGGCAAAUGUUGUGGAGGAAUCUUUAGAUGAAGAAAGCUUUUAUGAUAUCCUGAUGACAUACAAGUGUAAAUUAUGUUCUGAAGUUUUUAUUGACAAAGCACGGCUUAUGAAGCAUUAUUGUGAAGUACAUAAGUCAAGGAAAGGGGUAAAAAUAUAUGUCACUUCAGAAAAUGUUGGCUCGCUCUCGUCUUUACGUUCGGACUCCUACAGCAGUUCACAAAAACUUAAAGACCUGAACUUAAUGUCAUGCAGGCACUGUUUCCGUACAUUUUUGGGUGUGAAAGAAUUACAGCAACACAUAUUACAUGAGCAUCCAGCUGAAGUGAGGAAAGGGACCAGAAAAAAGAAAAGUAAAGGUGUCACUAGUCUUCCUACCCAGCCUGGGUUGCUCUUUGGUCACCGAGAAUCUCGCUUAUCAGUACAGGAGGAUACUGAAGAUGAAAAAAAUGAGAAUCAGAAACGUCGCAUAAAAACUCCUAAGAAUCUAGAUGAACAAUACUGGCUUCAAAAACAGAAACCCCCAAAAAACCAGUACUACUUGCAAAGUAAUAAGGAAAAGGUCCUCAAGUGUUCAGUUGACCACUGUAGAUUUCGAUUCAGUUCUGAGGAGAAUGUGAGGAUACAUGAAAAAUGUCAUGGUGAACCUGGGGAAAGAAGUGAAGAGAAGCUGUUUUUCUGUUGUGAAUGCUCAGGAAGGUUUUUGAAGUGGGGAGUGUGCCAGAUGCAUCUGUGGAAAGUACAUAGCAUAGAUGUUGAUCUUCUUACCUGUGGAAUAUGUCUUACCUACAAAACCGAUGCUGAACAAAAGCUUAUUAUUCACCAGAAAAUUCAUUCAGAUGUUCGUGAAUAUGUUUGUAAAGUUUGUAACAAGGCUUUUCGUCAGCAUUCCCAACUCCUGAAUCAUGAGGUAUUUCACAUAUGUAAUGAAGAAGCUCUUCCUCAGUGGCAUCAAAAGGCAUACUGUACCAAAUGUGAGAAGUGGUUUUUUGAUAGCCAAACUCUCAAAAAACACAUCAAUACUAUUCACUUAAAGGUAAAACCCCACAGUUGUCCACAUUGCCCUUACAAAUGUACGAGGAAAUAUGAUAUGGGAUUACAUAUAAGGAAGCAUACACAGGAAAAACCACAUCAGUGCGAGUUGUGUGGGCAUUGGUAUCGAGAUGCAACUACUGUACGCCGUCACAAAUGGGUACACUUUCUCACUAAACCCCUCAAAUGUCCUCUCGUAACUUGUCAAUACGAAAGUUCACACAUGCUUCGUUUCAAAAAGCACAUUAAUAAAUACCAUUGGAAAGACAACUUUUUGUACAAAUGCCAGACAUGUUCAUUGGAAGUUGCAGACCUUCAGAGAUAUGUACGUCAUGUGACACUUCAUGAAGAUCAGCUGUUUAAGGAGGCAAUGGAGAAACGAGCCAACAGUGCUGCAUUACCAAGUACUUCUGUUCAACUCGAUGGUGUAGCUUUAAGAUUGCCAGUACAAUCACUUGUUACAGGGGAAGCAGAUAAUAUACAUAUUAAGAUAGAAGCUGUGGAUGAUAGAGAUCACAUGGAAAGUAUUGGUACAGAGAACAGUCAUGCAGGACAUUCAUUACCAGAUAAUAAACAGAAAGCUUUCGUCAUUGAAGCAGGUGUUGUUCAAAACAUAGAUGGUAAUAAUUCAGAAUCUUUUAAUGAUCAUUCUGGAAGACAGAAUUUGCCCGUGAAGUCACCAACCAGUCUGUGUGUGACCAUGGGCAAUACAGCUAUUAAAGCUCAGGCUGUGGACAAAGAACGUGUUCGCAGAAUAAAUCUGAUUAAGGAAGAAACUACCAGUUCAGAUUCUCUUGUUUUUGAAUCAACAGAUAAUGCCAUGGAUAUUAGCUCCCACAACUCCCAAGUUUUUACUAUCAAUGUAGAUAACAUGGAGUCAGCAGACAAUUUUUUGAAGGGAACAGAUAACUGUAACCUAGUAAGCUAUGAUCUCCAAAAGACAGCAGAGACCAGGUUUGAUGAGGUAAUAAAAGAAGACCUGUUGGAAGGCAGUCCUCAUGGAUCUUCAGUGCUCGAUGUUGUUCAAAAAGGUGGUCAUUUGGAACCAAAGAUAAUAGGAGACCGAAGACAGGAGAAUAUUGUGCUAAAUGUUAUUGAAAGCACUGAAAGAACACCCAUCCUAGGUGUUGAGGAAGAAAAUCAAACUCUUAUUACCUUGUCACAAGUGAUGUCGGAUGAUGGUCAUCAGUAUAUCAUUGGUAUUUCUCCAGAAGAAAUUGCAGAAAGCCAGGAAAAUAUUUUUUCUAUAGGACAGAAUGGCCAUUAAUGAGGAGACUCAUUUCAUCAAUCUUUGUCACAAAACCCAUUAAAAAAGUAAAGAACCUCAAAGGAA
Molecule: messenger RNA, 3612 nt
Organism: Macrobrachium nipponense
Lineage: Eukaryota; Metazoa; Arthropoda; Malacostraca; Decapoda; Palaemonidae
Product: zinc finger protein 235-like
Exons: 14
Coding region: 166-3546 (1126 amino acids)
Biological process (GO): regulation of transcription by RNA polymerase II
Cellular component (GO): nucleus
Molecular function (GO): RNA polymerase II transcription regulatory region sequence-specific DNA binding; DNA-binding transcription factor activity, RNA polymerase II-specific
Source: RefSeq, a predicted model, not a curated record